CACUGUUUGAACCUCCCGAAUCGCUUACCUCUACUCAUCUCUAUCUUCACUUCUAUCCGCUAGAUCCAAUCCAGCAACCAUGGCUCGCAAAUUCUUCGUUGGCGGUAACUUCAAGAUGAAUGGGACUCAAAAGUCCAUCACCGAUAUCAUCACCAAUCUUAACAGCGCCAAUCUCGAUCCCAACACCGAAGUCGUCAUCUCCCCCCCUUCCCUCUACCUCAUCCUCUCCCGUAGCCUUGCCGAUCCCAAGAUCGGCGUUGCCUCUCAGAAUGUCUUCGAUAAGCCCAUGGGAGCGUACACUGGUGAGUUGAGCGUGGAACAAUUGCAGGACUGCGGUAUUUCCUGGACAUUGGUUGGACACAGUGAGCGGAGAGUUAUCUUGAAGGAGGAUGACGACUUUGCUGCACGCAAGACCAAGUCUGCUAUUGAUGGCGGAUUGAGCGUUAUUCUCUGCGUCGGAGAGACUCUUGAGGAGCGUGAGGCCGACAAGACUGUCGAUGUUGUGACCAGACAACUAGGCGCAGUUGCUUCCAGACUCAGCGCCCAGGACUGGUCUAAAUUGGUUGUUGCAUACGAGCCCGUCUGGGCCAUUGGAACCGGCAAGGUUGCCACAACCGAGCAGGCCCAAGAGGUCCAUGCUGCAGUCCGCAAGUACAUCGCGGAGAGCGUUUCGCCCAGUGUUGCUGAGAACCUCCGUAUCAUCUAUGGCGGCAGUGUCAAUGAGAAGAAUUGCAAGGAACUUGCUAAACAAGCGGAUGUUGAUGGAUUCCUGGUCGGUGGAGCUAGUUUGAAGCCAGCAUUCGUUGACAUUGUCAAUGCUCGUCUCUAAAUGAGAAAACAAAAGUGACAAACUCAUGACUUUGGAGCAAACCAACCAUCGGAACAUAAAAUAUUCCUGUAACAUACCUGAUUACUUGGAUUAUCUCUGAUAGAAAUAAAUCCAUAUACAUUUUAUGUUUUCAUUUGUUUGUCAGUCAUUGUCUAGAUGUCGUUCAUGUUGAAUAUAACACGGACACACCAACUCCAGUCCACCCAUAUGUGGUUCCGCCAAUCGAAGGCAACGAUGGCCCCAGUCCUACACCAGCGCUGACUAGGAGAUCCUUAACCCUACCCUCCCAAAGCAGUCGGACGUUCAGGGAUUGAUCCACGCGGAGCUUUAUCACCGAAUCGGAUUCCUUCUGUUCUCCUGCUGGAGUAACAGCACUUGCACUUGUCCCUUUCACCGGUGACGGAGGAAGUGGAGGUAACAGUCCCAUCUUCCUCUUCGCCCAGGAGAGAUCAUCUUUGUCGCUUAACGUGCUUGCAUGUCGCUUCUUCUUCCGUCUCCACAACUCGCAUCCAGCAACCAUCUCGCUUUCCCAGCUAUACACGUUAAAUCCGAAUCGUGAGCUAAAUGCCAAAUUCGGCGACGCGAGGAGAGAAUACGUCGUCGACAAGGAGCCAGUUAACGGUGUCAAUGUGAGGGUAAGCGUGUAUGGAAAUGUGGAAAUGGGUGAUUGCGCUGGAUGCGUAGAUGACGAGGAAUGUGUAGACUCCGAUGCUGCUGGCAAGGUAGUAAAGCGUAAGCCUGUUGACAGGCCUACGACGGAAGAAAGAGGAGAAUAAUACAUCUCUCCGCCUGCGGAAAGUAAUGAUACCGAUUGAGAUGCAGUCCUUGGACGCUGUGCGGUCGCCGCAUGUCUGGGGUCGGGCCCGAAGUUCCACAGCCCUUU
Molecule: messenger RNA, 1712 nt
Organism: Coccidioides immitis RS
Lineage: Eukaryota; Fungi; Ascomycota; Eurotiomycetes; Onygenales; Onygenaceae
Product: triosephosphate isomerase
Exons: 6
Coding region: 80-829 (249 amino acids)
Biological process (GO): glycolytic process; glyceraldehyde-3-phosphate biosynthetic process; glycerol catabolic process
Cellular component (GO): cytosol
Molecular function (GO): triose-phosphate isomerase activity
Source: RefSeq, a predicted model, not a curated record